Messenger RNA from Camellia sinensis, 3276 nucleotides. RefSeq names its product GPI-anchored adhesin-like protein, putative (DUF936). The record is from RefSeq and is a predicted model, not a curated record. Lineage: Eukaryota; Viridiplantae; Streptophyta; Magnoliopsida; Ericales; Theaceae.
CCCUUCAAGAAGUUGCUUUUUUACACAUCUGAAUAUGGAUUUUGCUGAGCAUUUCAAUACCAGUUUUGAGUUGUAACCCAUCAAUUAUUUCCCAACUUUAUUAAUUUUUCUAUCUGAGUUGCAGAAAAAUUAAUAUUUUAUUAUCUAUUAUUCACAUAUUAAAACAACAAAAAGCCCAAAGGCCUCUCUGUCAAGUCAUAUUCUCUCUCUCUCUCUCUCCCUCCCUUCUCCCCUCCCCCUCUCCUCUCUCCCCCUGUGGUCAUAAUUUGUACUAGAAAAGCUUUAAACCCUUUCAUUUUGAAUAGGUUUUAAUUACCCAAUGCAUUUUUAGUUACAAAUUUCUUUUUUUUUUGGGGGGGUAGGGUUUAAGGUUACAAAUUUCAAUUGGGUUGGUGUGUACUCUACUUUUGUUUUGUUUGCUGAAUCUGUACACCAUUAGUGCUAACGCUUUAACCUUUUCAUCUGGGUUGUUGAAUAGUUUGAUUUUCUUUGUGUUUGGUUUUGUACGAUUUAACUUUUCUGGGUAACAACUUUCAUUUCCCCUCUCUACUACCUGCCAAGAUUCAUUUUCAGGGUGAAAACCCUUAUUUUCCAAUGCCUCCUUAAGAUUUAUUGUGUUCUCAUAGGAGAGAUUGAAAUUCUCCAUCUGGGUUUUCUCAGAGUGAUGCAUAUUGAAGUCCCCAACAAUGGCUACUUUGGUCCCUGGUGUUCUAUUGAAGCUUCUACAGCAUAUGAACACAGAUGUGAAGAUUGCUGGUGAGCACAGGUCAUCUCUAUUGCAAGUAGUGAGCAUUGUCCCUGCACUAGCUGGUGGUGAACUCUUCCCAAACCAAGGGUUUUACCUCAAGGUAUCAGAUUCAUCUCAUGCCACCUAUGUUUCUCUACCUGAUGAACAUGAUGAUCUAAUUCUUAGUGAUAAACUCCAAUUGGGUCAAUUCAUACAUGUUGAAAGGCUUGAUGCUGCCUCCCCGGUCCCCAUUCUUCGAGGGGUUAGGCCGGUCCCGGGGCGCCACCCUUGUGUGGGAAGCCCUGAAGAUAUAGUUGCAACCAGAUCUUUGGGAUUCCUUAAUAAUAACAAUUUUGAAUCUUCUUCGGGUUCAAAACCCUUAGAUAAAUCAAAAUCAAGUGCAAAAGUAUUGGGUAAUAAUAGCCAUAGCCAUAGCCAUAGCCAUAGCCACGUUGGAGGGAAGGAUAGAUUAAAUGGUGGUGCUAGGGAGGAUAAAUCGGAUAAUAAAACACCGAUGUUGAGUCGAUCAAAGUCUCAAUUGUUGAAACCGGGUUUGAAUUUGAUAGAGAAGAAGGAAUCUUUGGCUAAAUUGAAGUCAUCGAAUUCAAAGUCAAUCCCUUCGUCUCCAACGAGUUGUUAUUCGUUGCCCACUUCUUUUGAGAAGUUUGCAAAUGGGCUUAAGCAGCAAGCGAAGAUCAAAGGGUUGGAGAAGGCAACGGCUAAAUUGGGAUUGGGGGAACGGGCCAGUUCAGCUCGUGGGGCAAGUCUGGCUGCAAAGAGGGCACCCGCUGCGAAUGCAAUCAAGAAUUGGGUUCAGGGGAUUGAGUUGGGUCCUAAAGCUUUGAGAAAGAGCUGGGAAGGAAACAUGGAAAUGAAGGGUCGAGAAAGUCCAAGAUUGAGGGGCACCAGGCUUGAUUUGAAGCCUGAGUCUCGGAGUACUUCUGUUCCUAGAAAAUCAACCAGUGAAAGGUUGCCAUCUAAAGAGGAAAACAAGGUCCAGAUAUCGAUGAAACCAUCCAAAGAGGAAAACAAAUUUCAGGUUGCAAAGAAAGUUACUGCAAAUGGAGAUUCGGAUGGUGUUGACAAGUCAAAUAAGCAAAGAACUUCUGCUGGAAAGAAAUCAUCUGGUGAGGCUGCUAAUCAUGGAUUACCAGGAAACUUGGUCAAGGUUUCUCUUAGUAAUAGGAGAUUAACAGAUGGAAGUGUUUCAUGGGCUUCACUCCCAUCUUCUCUUGCAAAGCUUGGAAAGGAAGUUUUGAGGCACAGAGAUGCUGCACAAACAGCUGCAAUAGAGGCAAUGCAAGAAGCUUCAGCUGCAGAGAGCUUACUUCGAUGUUUAAGCACAUAUUCUGAGCUACGUUUCUCUUCUAAGGAAGAUAACCCACAGCCUGCAGUGGAACAGUUCUUGUCUCUCCAUGCAAGCUUGAACAAUGCUCGUCUCAUCGCUGACUCCCUAUCUAAAACCAUUCUGAUCGGUUCAUCUCCUGAUCCUGAAGAAACCCCCACAGAAGAAGUACUUAAGAUUGCAACAGACAGACGGAAACAAGCAGCUUCGUGGGUCCAAGCCGCAUUAGCGACCAAUUUGUCAUCCUUCACGGUAUUUAGCAAAAAAUCUGCUUCAACCCCAGUUCCAUCUCCUACUCCUGCUCCUAACCCCAAAACCGUCUCUGGAAAUCAACCCAUAAUAGUUCUCGAGAACUCUGCAAAAAGUGCUUCAACAAAAGUUCAAGCCAAAGCACGCCAAUCAGUGAGCUCUAAGAUUGCCACCCCAGGAACUCCACGCAGACUAGUGGACGUGCCAGCGGUUAAUCAGAAGCCACCGGCCCCACCUCCAAUAGAAUGGGUCAAAGGAGAUGGUCUAGAUGAAGCUGUUGACUUGGCAGGAAGGUUGCGGGUGGAAUCUCAGGAUUGGUUCUUGGGAUUUGUAGAGAGAUUCUUGGAUGCUGAUGUGGACACCUCGGCUUUAUCGGAUAAUGGUCAAAUAGCGGGCAUGUUGACACAGCUGAAGAGCGUGAACGACUGGUUAGAUGAGAUUGGAUUGAGCAAGGACGAAGAAGAAACUCCCUGUAUCUCGCCAGAGAUGAUUGACAGGAUAAGGAAGAAGAUUUACGAGUACCUUCUUACGCAUGUGGAAUCUGCUGCAGCUGCACUCGGUGGUGGCCCACAAUCAUCACCGACUAUGGAAAUCAAAGCAAGAAGAUGACAAUAAUUACUUUCCGCUUGGUAAUAUUGAAUCAGGGCCCUUCAACUGCAAGUAGUUAAAGGAGCUCAGUCUUUUGAUUUAUGUAUAUAUAAAUCCUACAGUUGGGUUCAGUUCAGGUAUAGAUUAAAUAGUUAUUGACAAUCAAGAAGCAUAUUUGACAUGGAGUUUUUCAAGGAUUUCUUUUUCUGUUCUUUUUUUUUCUUUCUGUUUUUCUGUUUUUCGGUUUCUAUUUGGAACUUUCUUCAUUCAAACCAUACAAAUUGAAAGAGUUUGAAUAGGAUUCCCUUAACAUGUAUGUGUAUGUUCUACUAUUUCAAUUCAGAUUCAAAGGUUGAUAUGUUUUCUA